Messenger RNA from Linum trigynum, 285 nucleotides. Lineage: Eukaryota; Viridiplantae; Streptophyta; Magnoliopsida; Malpighiales; Linaceae. The record is from the annotation of a GenBank genome assembly.
AUGGAUGGUGGUGCACGGUGGAGCAUUAGAGAUGGCAAAUCAACCUCCUUCUGGAACACAGGAUGGCUGGACAACAGCGAUUUCCUGGCGGACCAUGUCAUCAACGAUCAAUUCCUGGGAGAUGCGAGUGUGGUGGAUAUGGUGUCGUCGGAAGGUGAGUGGGAUUUGGACCGCAUUGCACCUUACUUACCCCGGGAAUUCGUUUUGCAUGUGGCAGGCGUGCCUGUACCUAGGGAAGAUCUUGGUGAUGACGAGCUCGUGUGGGGUCUGGAGCUAGAGGAUUAG